GCGGAAAUCACGUGAUGGUGUUUGAUUGGGCGGAAUAUGGAACCUUGAAGCAAGUUUACGAGCGACAAGAGAUUGACUGGAACAAGAAGCUCAUCAUCGCACGUGACAUAUGUAGUGGUCUUGUCUAUUUACACGCCUGUCAGAUCCUUCAUCACGACAUUCGUUGCGAGAGCAUAUUGGUCGUUGAUACGGCAGGAAGCUUGGAUGCCAAGAUCGCCAAUUUUGACCUCAGUCGCGAAGAGAACGCACAGAGCCGCGAGAUAAAAUCACUUGCCGAAUUGCUUCCUUGGUUAGCGCCGGAAAAGAUGCGAAAUAAAAGGAUUCCUUAUGAUGUCAAAUGUGAAACUUACAGUUUCGGGAUGCUUCUCUGGGAGCUCUGUCACAGAAGGAUACCAUACGCCGCUUGGAAGGGUGAUACGAACAGGAUUCAAAUGCACGUGUUAGAUGGCAACCGGGAAGAAAUAAAAUUUGGACUCUGUACCGGUAUUAAAUCUUGUUUUAAAAAAAUAAUCGUAAAGGCUUGGAAAGAUGAUCCCAUGACUCGACCGUUGCUGCAAGAAAUAUUAUAUGAUUUACAAAUUUUGUGCGAAAGAUACUCUCCAACUUUGCCACCCCAACGACCCAACGACGAAGAAUUAUUCGAAUCCCAGAUGAAUGUUAAAGAAGACCUCGAUGAUCUUGAGGAUGACGAAUUUGACGUAGAUGAAAUAGAGCCGAUUAUUUCACUGGAAGAAGGACUGCGAGCUCACCAGCAAAAGAAACAUGACAUAGCAUGGAAGUGUUUUGAUGCAAACGCAAAGCUUGGGAAUUCGAGGGCAAAAUACUGGAAAGGGUAUUAUUACCACGAGGGUUAUCAUGUAAAAGAGGAUAAACGAAAGGCCAUGGAACUUUUCAAGGAAGCAGCUGACGAGGGUGUGCACGAGGCGCAACUUCGUUAUGCGUCCACCCUAAUUAAAUUGGAUCCUACGGCCACGAAAGAAUUUUUAGAAUAUCUGACUCGAUCAGCAGUCAAUGGGAACCCAACGGCUCGAUUCAAUUUAGGUAACGUUUAUUAUCAAGGAAAAUUCGAUAUACCGGUGGACAAAAAGAAGGGACUCAAAUAUUUAAGGUUGGCCGCGGCCAGCGACCACCAGAAGGCCCUAAAAAUGCUUCGAGACAAUGACGAAGACAUUAAUGAAUAA
Messenger RNA from Acaulospora morrowiae, 1181 nucleotides. NCBI's taxonomy places the organism in Eukaryota, Fungi, Glomeromycota, Glomeromycetes, Diversisporales, Acaulosporaceae. The record is from the annotation of a GenBank genome assembly.